UGAGUCUGUGAGUCCUGGAGAGUCACACACACUGACGGAGAUGAGAAGAAGCAGCAUCGCCAGGAAGAUUUAGUGCGAGAGUCCCCUGCUCCGUGUUUGAUAUGAGCUCGAGCUGCGAAAGUUACUACAGCAAAGAAAAUGUGCUCGUGGGGGGCUUCACGUGCCCGAAAGCGGACAGUGACAGCACGGCACUUUUCUGCUGCGGUUUCAGUGACUUGAAGUACUGUUGUGAUGACCCCAACAGCUUUUUUCCCUACGAAUAUGGAUACAUGUGGUGGUUAAGUCUUGGAGCUCUUGUGGGUCUCUCUGUAGCAGCUUUGGUUCUUCUGGCCUUCAUCAUCACUCUCUGCGUCCUCUGCUAUCUGUUCAUCACCACUAAACCCAGAGGCCUGGACAACGGGCUGCCGCUCCGAGCACCAGAAAUUCCACAUUCACCGGGGCCGAGUCAUAUCAGCGCCCCUGCUGAACCUCAACGUCCCAGGAAAUACUUUUUCAGGACAAAGCUGGACUGUGACAACCAGCCCCCGGACCCUGACCGCCUUUUCCAGCGUUGUUUCAUGGCUACUGUGACGUCUAUCAACGUUGAGGGUCCUGCAUAGACCGGUGAAAUACACAUGACUUCUUGAGCAGCUAAUUGAACAUUGAUAAAAAACCAUUUGGUGACAGCCUCCUUGCUGCUACUGUGCAGUAUUGUUUCUCAAGAUGCACACUUUUGAAUUAAAAAAGUGAAUUGGGAAUGAAAAUGUGUUCACUGUGUCUUGGUGAAACAGAACAGUA
Molecule: messenger RNA, 777 nt
Organism: Labrus mixtus (cuckoo wrasse)
Lineage: Eukaryota; Metazoa; Chordata; Actinopteri; Labriformes; Labridae
Product: protein shisa-like-2A
Exons: 4
Coding region: 102-599 (165 amino acids)
Source: RefSeq, a predicted model, not a curated record